Molecule: messenger RNA, 3624 nt
Organism: Lemur catta (Ring-tailed lemur)
Lineage: Eukaryota; Metazoa; Chordata; Mammalia; Primates; Lemuridae
Gene: TMEM200B
Product: transmembrane protein 200B
Exons: 1
Coding region: 442-2262 (606 amino acids)
Source: RefSeq, a predicted model, not a curated record
CGCCCCUGUGUGAGCGGAGCAGGGAUGGGUGUCCUGCUUUGAGCUUCGGGGUGCAGAUGGGGCGUGGGUAGGGGAGCAAGGCCUCCUCCUUUCCAGCGUUGCAGCCGUUUAGAAACCAGACGGGGGCGGAGGACGCACCGCUGGACGCGAGGUCCUACCCUCGGCUCCUGCGGCUUGGGUGCCUGGCCGGGGGCCACGUUCCCUCCCACCACCUCCCUUUCGUGGGGCCACACCGCACGCCACUCGGCGGCUCCUGCCCCGGCUGGGACCCAGGCCUCAGGCCGCAGGUCCGCGCAACUAGCAGCCGGGAGGGGCUUCAGCUGCGUGGCCCGGACCCGGGCGGCCUGAGGCACAGGGGCGGUGCUGCGCUAGCCGGGACCCCGGCCACUGAGGCCUCGGGCGGAGGAGGCCGGAAAGGAGGCCAGGCGGCGGGAAAGGCGGAUGAUUCAUCUGGAGCAUCCUGAAUCGGAAACGCCGCAACCUGGGAACAGCCUUGCCCAGGCCGACGGGAGAGCGGGGAGGGGAGUCCGUCCGGCGAGGCCGUGCGCCCUGCACCGGCAGCCCCCUGCCUCCGGCCCUGGCCGGGCCGCCGGGGGAGGGAGAGGCCUCUUUUGCGCGGAGUUGACAGAAAUCCUGGACAAAGUCCGGAGCUGCCUCCUCUCUUCUGACUGCCUGGUCUUGGUCAGAGCGGUCUUCCCGGAGUCUAGCUCAAGUCUGUCCUGCUGCAGCUUCAGUGCUGACCGAGGUCUGGAAGGAGGGGGCGGGCAGGGAGAGGCUGGAGUCGGUGACAUCCCCUCCUUCCUUCCCACGCUGCGGUAUGUAAAGCGCAGUAGGGGGGAGGUGGGGCCCACGAGCGACCCCUGCGGACUAGGGCGGCCUGAGCUCCCUCUCCCUCCCUCAGUGCCGUGCUGCCACGUGCGGGGGUGGGGUCGAGCCCGGGCGGUACUUACCCAGGAGACGCCGCUGCCUGGGGCCCCACGCUUCCCGAGGUCCGGGACCCGCGCGGGGUACAGGCGGCCGGAGCCCCGCAGCCGGGGAUGCGCCAGGGAGCAGCCCGCGCCCCCCUCCCGCCUCUCCGCCCGCAGGCCGGGCCAACUCCGGCUUCUGCCGCGCGUCCCUGGCUCCGAGCUCCGCUGCGGAAAACCCGAGCGUUGGAGGCUCCCCGCCUCGCAGCCCGGGAAAAUCCGGGGGUGGCCGCCAGGGAUCUCCAAGCGGCCUGGGCGAGGCGGCCCGAGCUUCCCUCCCGGAUUUGGGCCCCGAGCCUGGCUCCCCGAACCUAGGUCCGUCGGUCCAGUCCCUGCCAACCAUCUUCUCUCCGCAGAGCGCCCAGACGACGGCGAGAUGACGGCUGGGAGCCCCGGAGACUGCGGGGAGGUGCGGAGGAGCCCCGAGGGCCGCGUCUCUCGCCUGGGCCGCCGGCUGGGCCGCCGCCGGCGCCCGCGCUCCCCGCCGGAGCCUCUGCGGGUGCGGGCGCGGCUGCGGCUGCGCUCGCCGUCGGGGGCGUUCGCCGCGCUGGGGGCGCUCGUGGUACUGGUGGGCAUGGGCAUCGCAGUGGCCGGCUACUGGCCGCACCGAGCCGGGGCCCCGGGCCCCCGGGCCGCCAAUGCCAGCUCACCCCCCCUGAGCGAGCUGCGACGCGAGGGGCGCGGCGCCGGCCGGGGUCAUGGCCCGCAUGAGCGGCUGCGGCUCCUGGGCCCGGUGAUCAUGGGCGUCGGCCUGUUUGUGUUCAUCUGCGCCAACACGCUGCUGUAUGAGAACCGAGACUUGGAGACGCGGCGGCUCCGCCAGGGGGUGCUGCGGGCCCAGGCGCUCGGGCCCCCCGACGGCCCCGGCUGGGACUGCGCUCUCCUUCCCAGCCCCGGCCCGAGGACUCCCCGAGCUGUAGGCUGCGCAGAGCCAGAAAUUUGGGACCUGUCCCCACGUCGGGGUACCUCACCCGUCCCGUCAGUGCGGAGUCUGCGUUCAGAGCCUGCUAAUCCUCGCUUGGGGUUAUCUGCCCUGUUCAACAGCUACCCGCUGAAGGGCCCGGGCCUGCCCCCACCUUGGGGUCCCCGGACCCAGACUGGCCACGUGAUUAUCACCGUGCAGCCCUCGGGAUCCUGCAUUGAACAUUCCAAGUCUCUGGAUCUGGGCCUCGGGGAGCUCCUCCUUGGGGGCACAGCAGCUCGGGACUGUGCUCACCGAAGCUGGCCACGGCUGGACCGCCUCAGUCUGGGGGGGUAUGCCAAAUUGGGAGGAGGGGACUUGGGGGCCCGGGUCUGAGGAGCGGAGGGGCAGCCUGCAAUGAGGCUGCAGCAUGGACCAUGGUAAUAGGAACAGAAGACCAGGAGUCCCAUGUUUAGUAGAUGCUUCAGUCACAUCCCAGGCCGGGGAUGGCUACUCCGACCACAGCAGGUGCUGAGGCAUCCUGACCUGCGUGUGGGCAGAGAAAUGCCAACCGCACUAGGGCCCAGUGAGCUGGAGAGGGUGUGUUUCAACGUGGAGAGGGGAGACGACUAGCAUGGCUCGGCCUCGGGAAUUUCUUCAGCUUCCACAUGUGGCCUUAGCCCUGAGGGGACUUGGAGGUCCAGGCCAGGGUGAUUGGGGAGAUGCACCUGGUGUCUUGGCAAACCUCAAAUGGUGGGCAAGGACCCUAUUCUAAUACUUGGAGGUAGGUUGGGAUGUUACAGGUUGGGGCAGGCGCCCUCCAAAGCGGCACUGGUGACAGGCUUUGGGACUCUGGGAAGAUGGGCAUUGGGGUGGAGUUGAGACCCUCCACUGCCAUCGGGGAUGGGGACUGAGCCUUUAACUCCCCCUACGUCAAUCCCUUUCUUCCUUAGCCGUGCGGGGUAUAUCCCAUUAGGGCUACACCACUGCCACUGCCUUCAUGUGAGGUCGGGCUCCUCCCCAAAGAGGUCUGAGCAGCUCCUUUCUCUCCUUGCUUAGUUUACUUUAGAGAAUAGCUUGAGUUUAAAAGUCUCUCCCACCCAUGUUUAAUUUUUCCCAAGUUGCUGAUAGGAGAAGAGAAAUUUAAAAGUGGAUCAAUCCUCACAGUCAGUCCUUUUUUUUUUUUUUAAGUUUAUUGAAAAAUGCAAUACAAGAAGCAAGACCAAACACAUACCUAAACACUACAGCUACUUCUACAAAAGGCCAGAACAGCAGACCUAUUUCCUGUUUAAUCUAAGGAUUUUGCCAAUUUGAUUCUGCUGCCAUAGUUCCUAUUUUAUGAAGAAAUGUAAACUACUUGAUAUGAUUCAUAAUUUUUUAAAAAAUUUACAAAGCUCCUUCAUUUUUGUCACCAAAAUAAUACAUUUGAGAGAUUUGUAAAAACAACCAGCCUGGGGCUGAGAUCCUGGGCAGAGAUUUCCCACGAGCAUUAAGGGGGCCUGGUUAGGCCACAGCUCUGGUUCCGUUUGCAAGGUGGACUGUUGGCUCCUCACCCCCAGCCACCGCGGGCUUCCCCCAACACAGUGACGGGCCUCAGGGAGGGGGCCAGGCAGAGUGCCCUGACAGGUCCCUGCAGUUAGGCUCCCUGAACCCUCGGCUUAUGGAUACAAGUCUUGUUUUGUGGGUGGGUGCCAGAGACCUCAUGUGGCUUGGAGCAAAUUUUAUUUCUCAAGUGAAAAUAAAACUGCAGUGAGAGUU